AUGAUACUCGUUGGGCCGGAGAGCUCCGUUUCCGAACAGAAGGGGCCACUCAGACUUCGUCCGCGCAUAUGUAAACUGAGCCUGGGCAAACCUCAGUUGCUGAUCUGCGCACAGUUCCAAUCGGUUUCUUCCGUGGCGCUGACAACAUUCACAAUGAACCGCGAUUUCUGGUCCAGAGACCCGAAGAGUAUCCAAAAUGUCGGCAUGAAUCUGAUUUCGCCGUCGCGACCGAACAUUGAGACUGGAUGUGCUCAGCCUACGCGGGAGGACAAUCCAAAGUACGACCGUCGGUUUUCUGUUCUGCAAGGCCAAGUCAAGAGGAUCAAGAGAGUGUCUAUUCUUUCUUUGCUACUCAUCGUCCUCGCUACCAUUGUACACAUCGUUCAAUUCUUCGUUCCACCUGCCAAGAUCAAUCAGCAGUAUGCGAAGAUAGUCGAUGGCAACCGAGCCGCCGUGCAUUCAGCCCCUGAAUCGGCAUUCCUCGUAUCACCGUUCUCAGACACACGGCCUGAAGAGACGCUCACUAGCGCAAGGGUUCUGAAUGGGGAUGAAGAUACUGUCUUCACCGCUGACAUACCGCGUAAGCUGGACCGCACCGCACCCCUUCCCUUUGAGAUCGCCCCGCCGAGAAGCCAAGCCGAUAUUGACGUGCUCUUGUCAGUCGGCCGAGGAUUCGUCAAGCAGAAGGACGAGCAUGGCAAGGAUCAGACUUACGCAGUAGCUGCGAUACAUCAAAUGCGCUGCGUGUACUUCGUCUUGAACUCCUUCUCACUAGCCUUGGAAAACGCGACUGCUCUAGACUCUGUCCAACAACGGACGACCUACCACUGCAUCGAAAUGUUGCGACAAGCCGUUCGGUGUCAGGCUGAUCCUACCUUGGAUGUCACCUAUCCGUUACCUGGUGACGCAGAGACGCCUGCCUCGUUAGGAUGGGGCACUUCGCAUAUCUGCAGAAACUAUGACAUGCUCUUUGAGUGGUCAGAGAAGAAUCGCGCUGAUGACAGCACGGGCUUGGAUGUUGUGUACGGAUACAGUGCAAACUGA
This is a messenger RNA of Diaporthe amygdali, 1044 nucleotides long. RefSeq lists its product as uncharacterized. The transcript is spliced from 4 exons. Gene Ontology annotation, biological process: mycotoxin biosynthetic process. The record is from RefSeq and is a predicted model, not a curated record. Bases 1 to 1044 code for a protein of 347 amino acids. NCBI's taxonomy places the organism in Eukaryota, Fungi, Ascomycota, Sordariomycetes, Diaporthales, Diaporthaceae.